Dovyalis caffra is the source of this 1329-nucleotide messenger RNA. The record is from the annotation of a GenBank genome assembly. NCBI's taxonomy places the organism in Eukaryota, Viridiplantae, Streptophyta, Magnoliopsida, Malpighiales, Salicaceae.
AUGCUAUUCAUUAAACUUGUGGCUUUGUUUCCGUUCGUCAGUUUAUUGGUUCUACUCUCUGCAACACAUGAGGAUGUGUUCUUGAGCUUCAGAGGCAAAGAAAUCCGCAAUGGUUUUGCGCGUCACCUCCACAACGCUCUGGAAGAGGCAGGGAUUCCCACUUUCUUUGAUGAGUUUGGGAUUCAGAGAGGGGAAGAUAUUUGCUUGGAAAUAGAAAGAGCAAUAAACGAAUCGAGAAUGUCCAUAAUCUUGUUUUCUAAACUUUAUGCUACUUCAACAUACUGCCUCGAUGAGGUUGCAAUGAUUAUGGAGCGAAUGAGAAUUGGUAUGAAUUAUGUGGUGCCCAUUUUCUACAAGGUGAGUCCAUUUGAAGUCGGGAAGCAGACAGGGAGGUAUGGUCAAGCGUUUGCUGAGCAUGAAAAGCAAUUCAAAAAUGAGAUCCAUAAAGUAGAGAAAUGGAGGGCAGCUCUUAGAGAAGUUACAGAUAUAAGCGGAAUGGUUUUCAAAGACGGGUGGUCUGAGGUAGAAUUUAUUGAAGAAAUAGUUGAAGAUACUCGAUAUAUACUGAACUAUAUGGUCCAAGUUUUUGAAAUUGAACUGAACAACACAGUUAGGAAUGAUGCUACCUAUUUUAUUUGGGAUAGAUUCUUGGUUAUCAAACUCAUGGUUUUCUUGCUAUUCAUUGUUCUAUCGUUGGUCUUUAUUUUCGGAGUUUCUCCGUUUGGAACUACAGACCAUGCAUUCGUGAGUAUUGGAGGAACAGACACGGAAGGAUUUACUUCUGACCUCAAUGAAGCUUUAAGGCAAUCAAGGAUUCGCACUUACAGAGACCAUAAUGGGAUUAAGAGAUCGGAAAAUAGCUGGUUAAGAAUCCGAAAUGCAAUUUACAUUUCAAAAUUAUCAAUAAUAGUGUUCUCUAAGAAAUACCCUGCUUCAAAAUGGUGCCUGGAUGAGCUUUUAGUGAUCAUGGAACGUAAGAGAAAUGAUGAUGGGUACGUUGUGGUGCCAAUUUUUUAUGAUGUGGAUCGAUCGGAAGUUCAGAAGCAGACAGGGGCAUACGGGCAUGCAUUUGCUAAACAUGAAAACUACUUCAAGGCAGGUAUAGUGACGGAAUGGAGGGCAGCUCUUGCAGAAGCUGCAGACCAGCCUGAAGAAAUGACUUUACGAGACAGGCACUACUAUCCAGUGGAAGAAGAAUCAUCAAAGAGGUAUGGUCGACAAUGUGUUCAAGAUAUUUCUAAAAGGAUUGGAAAAAUCCUGAAGCGUAAUUCUCUCUACGGAAGAGUUUCCUACGCGUUAGAGAAACUUUUGAACAACACAAUGGGUUAG